Nelumbo nucifera (sacred lotus) is the source of this 1632-nucleotide messenger RNA. RefSeq names its product KAR-UP F-box 1 (gene KUF1). NCBI's taxonomy places the organism in Eukaryota, Viridiplantae, Streptophyta, Magnoliopsida, Proteales, Nelumbonaceae. The record is from RefSeq and is a predicted model, not a curated record. Gene Ontology annotation, molecular function: protein binding.
AUGCCAGUGGGAUCAUCAUUGUUAGAGUUAGAAGAGCACAACCCUGCUGAAGGUGGUAGCGACGACGGUGUCAACGUCACCAAUCGCAACCAUUCGAAAAUUCAAGAAAUAACUUUCGGGAAGAUCAUUCGAGACGAAGAAGAAGUUACAAUGGCAAUCAAUGUCAUCGAUCGCAACCAUUUGAAAGUUCAGAACCUGGCCAAAAUUGGGGCUGGACCCGUAGAAACAAACCUUCGUCGGUUUCGUCCCAAUUCACAGCGUAGCACGGUCCAACUAACCAUGGCUAACGCCACAACUAUGGUCGGCGGAAAACGCCGAAAAAUAGACGAUCAGGGCGGGCAGCACAACCACCAGCCUCUGCUACCAGGACUUCCCGACCAUCUCUCACAGCUCUGCCUUUCACUUGUCCCUCCCAUGUUCCUCUACUCCGUCUGCCGCUCAUGGCGACGUCUCAUCUACUCCCCUUCCUUCCCUCCAUUUCUUUCUCUUUAUGCUCUCCUCUCCAACCUCGACCCAGCCACCUCCACCACCUCUCGUGUUAAUCAAAACCAUUCUAAUUCAAUAGAGUUCUUCUCGUUUGAUCCCAUCUCAUCAUCAUGGCAUAAGUUUCCACCGCCCCCGCCAGAUCACCUCCUCCAGCCGGUUCUCCUCCGACACCCAUCCUUCAUAGCACGAAACCUUCCCAUUCAAUCGGUUGCAGUCUCGGGGUACCUCGUUCUUCUUGCGGCUACGACGCACCACCUCCAGCCCGCCCUUUCCAGCCCUCUGGUCUUCCACCCAGUUUCCAAGCAAUGGCUACUCGGCCCCACGAUCUCCGCCCCACGCCGCUGGUGCGCCACGGGCUCCGCCGAGGGAGCAGUGUAUAUUGUGAGCGGCUUAGGGUCGCAUUACAACCGAGAAGUAGCCCGGUCUGCAGAGCGCUGGGACUUGGAAAACAAGAACACCAACUGUUCGGGUUGGGAGUGGGAGAAGGUUUCUGCACUCAAGCAUGGGAGGUUUAGCCGGGAGGCCGUGAGGGCCGUCGGUUGGAGAGGGAAGCUUUGUAUGGUUAACGUGCACGGGGAUGCACCCAAGGAAGGAACAGUUUACAACGUGGAGAAGGACCGGUGGGAGGAGAUGCCGGAGGGGAUGCUGGUGGGUUGGAAUGGGCCGGCCGCGUCGAUGGACGAGGAUGUGCUAUACGUGGUUGAUGAGACCAAAGGAAUGCUCAGGAGAUACAAUUCUUAUGGGGAUUGCUGGGAGGAGCUCUUUCAGUCAGCCCAUCUCAAAGGAGUAGUGCAAAUUGCAGCCGGCGGGGGUAAGGUUUGUGCUAUUCGUUCACAUGGUGACGGAAUUGCAGUGGUGGAUGUCGUCGCCAGACCACCGCAAUUGUGGGUUGUGGAUCCACCACCGGCAUUGCAAGCUGUUGCUGUUCAUAUCUUGCCGAGGAUGACAAGGCCGGUACCAUGACUGCUGUAACCAACAUCAUCGCCGGCGGUGGGGGACGAUCCUUUUUCCGGGGAAAGGCCUCUUUUUUCUUUCUUUUUCUUACUGUAUUUUUUUGGUUGGAAAUUGUUAACCAUAGGAGCAUACUCAGAUCUUAUCUUCCAUUAACUGGUAUUAGCUAGCUUGAAAAUGCAAAGCAGCUUUUCA